Messenger RNA from Didymella exigua CBS 183.55, 165 nucleotides. RefSeq lists its product as uncharacterized. The record is from RefSeq and is a predicted model, not a curated record. The transcript has a single exon. NCBI's taxonomy places the organism in Eukaryota, Fungi, Ascomycota, Dothideomycetes, Pleosporales, Didymellaceae. Gene Ontology annotation, molecular function: protein binding. The annotation marks the transcript as partial.
UACUGCCUAGCCUACCUGCUUGCUAAGCAAUAUAAGUACAACAAGUCCCUUGCCCUAUAUAAGAGGGCAUGUGAUGGGUACAGUGUUGUUCUUGGCAAGCACCACCCAACUACCUGUGCGUGCUGCCAACACCACAGCGCCGUGCUCGCGUUACAAGAGCAGUCU